AUGAGUGACGCACCAAAAGAAGUGCCGCCGAGCACAGGCGCUUCCGAAGACGUGACUACCCUCAACGUUGACCCCAACACCCUGACAGUCGCGGAUCUCUACGACAAGGAGAAGUUUGACCUCGAGACCAUGGACAACCGUCUUGUCUUCCAGCUGCUGCAGUGCAGCCCCGAGGGUCUGUCCCAGAGCGAGGCCGAGCCCUUUGGCGAGAACAGACUGCCCCAUAAGAAGGUCAGCCCCAUCAUCCAGUUCCUGUCCUUCAUGUGGAACCCCCUAUCAUGGGUUAUGGAGGCCGCCGCCCUUGUUGCUAUUGUUCUUAGCAACGGACAGGGCAUGCCCCCGGAUUGGCAGGAUUUUGUUGGUAUCGUUCUGCUUUUGAUUGGUAACUCUUGCAUUGGCUACUACGAGGAGCGCGGUGCCGGUAAGGCUGUCGAGGCCUUGAUGGCCGCCCUCGCCCCCCAGUGCACGGUCAAGCGUGACGGCAAGUGGGUCACCAUGGAGGCCGCCAACCUUGUCCCCGGAGAUAUUAUCUGCAUCGGUAUCGGAGACGUCGUCCCCGCUGAUUCCCGCAUGGUUGUCGCUAACAAUGUCAAGAUCGAUCAGGCUGCUCUCACCGGUGAAUCUCUGCCCACCAGCAAAGAUGCGGGUGAUGAGGUUUUCUCUGGCUCGACUGUCAAGCAGGGCGAGGCCGAGGCCGUCGUCAUUGGUACUGGUUUGAACACCUUCUUCGGUCGUGCUGCGUCUCUGGUCGCUGGUGCCAACGAGGGCAUGGGCCAUCUGCAGCAGGUUCUCGCUCAGAUCGGUAACUUCUGCAUCUGCUCCAUUGCUAUCUUCCUGGUCGCCGAGAUCUUUGUCAUGUAUGCCGGCUUCAGAUUCCGGUAUCGUCGCGGUAUGAACAAUCUUCUUGUGUUGCUCAUUGGUGGUAUUCCCAUUGCCAUGCCCACUGUCCUGUCAGUCACCCUGGCCAUUGGUGCCAAGCAGCUCGCUGAACACAAGGCCAUUGUCACCCGUAUCUCUGCCAUCGAGGAGCUUGCCGGUGUUACCAUUCUGUGCUCGGACAAGACCGGUACCCUCACUCUCAACGAACUUACCAUCAAGACCGAGGCUAACCAGGAUGCCAUCGACAAGUCGAUCGUCGAAUCGCUGCACGACACUUCCCUUGCUCGCAAGGGCAUUGAGAUCCUUGACUUUAUUCCGUUCAACCCUGUCGACAAGCGUACCGAGGUCACCUACCGCCGUCUGUCUGACAACACUGUUCACCGCGUGUCCAAGGGUAUGAGUCAGAUCAUCCUUGAGCUUUCUACCCGCGAUAUGUCUGCUGAUGUCAAGGCACAGCUUCACAGGGAUGUCGAUGAGUUUGCCCAACGUGGUCUGCGUGCCCUGGCUGUCGCCGAGGAGUCUGUCCCCUCCGGCGUUAUGAUCACUGGUGACCAGCUGGCCAUUGCCAAGGAGACUGGUCGCGAGCUCGGCAUGGGUGACACCAUGUACAAGGCCUCGAUCCUCAACAAGCCUGAUGAGCUCGCUGGUAUUGCCAACUCAGUUGAUGAGCUGGUCCUGCGCGCCGACGGUUUUGCCGGUGUCUACCCCGAGCACAAGUAUGAGAUUGUCGAGCGCCUGCAGAACCUUGGCCACAUGGUUGCCAUGACUGGUGACGGUGUCAACGAUGCCCCUGCUCUCGCCAAGGCCAACGUCGGUGUCGCCGUUGCUGACGCAUCCGAUGCUGCCCGCUCUGCCGCCGAUAUUGUCCUUACCGAGGCCGGUCUUUCGACCAUCAUUGAGGCCUUCUGCACUCGCCGCAUGCGCAACUACGCCAUCUACACCUGCGCCGUCACUGUUCGUAUUGUCACCACCUUCUCAAUCCUCGUUUUCGCCUUCAAGUUUGACUUCCCCCCGUUCAUGGUGCUUAUCCUGGCCAUCAUUAACGACGGAACUAUGAUGACCAUUUCGACCGAUAACGUGAGACCCUCCAAGGGCCGAAUCAUGGAACCUGAAGGAGAUUUUCUCUUACGCCAUCGUCUACGGCUGCUACCUGACCCUGACCACGCUGAUUUCUUUGUUGUCAUUGACAAGACCAACUUCUUCCAGCGCCACGGAUGCAAGCCCCUCACCAACCACAACGACUUCAGCCUUCACUCGAUCAUCUACCUGCAGGUCUCGAUUCUGUCGCAGGGUCUCAUCUUCGUCACCCGUGCCCAGGGAUUCUUCUUCACUGAACGUCCCUCGGUCUUCCUCUGCUGCGCCUUUGUCAUUGCGCAGUUCGUCGCCACCAUAAUCACUGUGUACGCCAACUGGGGCUUCACUGAGAUCAGAGGUGCCGGAUGGCACUGGGCUGGUGCUGUCUGGAUCUGGGAUAUCGUUUGGUUCAUUCCCCUUGACUUCAUCAAGUUCGGUAUGGCCGCUAUUCUCGAGCGCUACGCCAAGGCCCACAACCCUCCCGCUCCCGGCAUGCCCGUCACCGAGGAGGAGCGCACCCGCAUGUCCAUGGAUGCUGCCCAGCACGUCACUCGCAUUUCAACCAUCCCGUCCCGUGGUGCCUCGUACUAUGCUCCUAACUUGCAGGAUACCAUUUCGGGUCGCCGCAACUUUGGCAGUCGUGUCAAGAACUUGAUCACUAAGUCGGGCAAGCACAUCGGCAUGGACAACCAUGAGCUGCGCCGCCUCCAGAGCACCCAGGCUCAGGCUGCUUCUCGGAUUCUGACUAGCGACAAGUAA
Molecule: messenger RNA, 2712 nt
Organism: Kickxella alabastrina
Lineage: Eukaryota; Fungi; Kickxellomycota; Kickxellomycetes; Kickxellales; Kickxellaceae
Exons: 6
Coding region: 1-2712 (903 amino acids)
Biological process (GO): regulation of intracellular pH; proton transmembrane transport
Cellular component (GO): plasma membrane
Molecular function (GO): ATP hydrolysis activity; P-type proton-exporting transporter activity; ATP binding
Source: RefSeq, a predicted model, not a curated record